AUGGAUACACAGCGCCAGACACUGUGCAGAUCGCCUUUGUCCCUGAAACCACAGAUCCUUGCAGACAGACACCCAGCACAAACCACCCGAUCCUUGCAGACAGACACCCAGCACAAACCACCCGAUCCUUGCAGACAGACACCCAGCACAAACCACCCGAUCCUUGCAGACAGACACCCAGCACAAACCACCCGAUCCUUGCAGACAGACACCCAGCACAAACCGUCCGAUCCUUGCAGACACCCAGCACAAACCACCCGAUCCUUGCAGACAGACACCCAGCACAAACCACCCGAUCCUUGCAGACACCCAGCACAAACCACCCGAUCCUUGCAGACAGACACCCAGCACAAACCACCUGAUCCUUGCAGACAGACACCCAGCACAAACCACCCGAUCCUUGCAGACAGACACCCAGCACAAACCACCCGAUCCUUGCAGACACCCAGCACAAACCACCCGAUCCUUGCAGACAGACACCCAGCACAAACCACCCGAUCCUUGCAGACAGACACCCAGCACAAACCACCCGAUCCUUGCAGACAGACACCCAGCACAAACCAUCCGAUCCCAGGAUGCUGCCGAGCAUCACCAGCACCCUCUCCCUCCUGGUUGAGCAGCACGCCAGCAGUGCCCUCAUCCAGCCUCAGGCUCUUCUCCUGCUGCCGCUGCUGCGGCCGCAUCCAGCCCUCCUUUCUUUAGUUUCACAGUUGCUUAAUUUAAUUAAGAGGAACAACG
This is a messenger RNA of Tyto alba (common barn owl), 738 nucleotides long. RefSeq names its product serine/arginine repetitive matrix protein 1-like. The transcript is spliced from 3 exons. Bases 1 to 702 code for a protein of 233 amino acids. Lineage: Eukaryota; Metazoa; Chordata; Aves; Strigiformes; Tytonidae. The record is from RefSeq and is a predicted model, not a curated record.